Molecule: messenger RNA, 750 nt
Organism: Cordyceps fumosorosea ARSEF 2679
Lineage: Eukaryota; Fungi; Ascomycota; Sordariomycetes; Hypocreales; Cordycipitaceae
Product: 60S ribosomal protein L7
Exons: 3
Coding region: 1-750 (249 amino acids)
Biological process (GO): maturation of LSU-rRNA from tricistronic rRNA transcript (SSU-rRNA, 5.8S rRNA, LSU-rRNA)
Cellular component (GO): cytosolic large ribosomal subunit
Molecular function (GO): RNA binding; structural constituent of ribosome
Source: RefSeq, a predicted model, not a curated record
AUGGGUGCCACUACCGUUCCUACCAACGACCACGUCCUGGUCCCUGAGACCCUCCUCAAGAAGCGCAAGAGCCAGGAGAAGGCUCGCGCUGAGCGCACCUCCGCCCUUGAGAAGAGAAAGGCCUCCAACAAGGAGAAGCGGGGCGUCAUCUUCAAGCGUGCUGAGAAGUACGUCAAGGAGUACCGCGAUGCCGAGCGCGAGAAGAUCCGUCUUCACCGCGCCGCCAAGAAGGACGACUCUGCCUACGUCCCCGCCGAGGCCAAGCUGAUCUUCGUCGUGCGCAUCAAGGGUAUCAACAAGAUUGCCCCCAAGCCCCGCAAGAUCCUCCAGCUCCUCCGUCUGCUCCAGAUCAACAACGGCGUCUUCAUCCGCGUCACCAAGGCCACCACUGAGAUGCUCAAGAUUGUCGAGCCCUGGAUCGCCUACGGCUACCCCAACCUCAAGUCCAUCAAGGAGCUCAUCUACAAGCGCGGAUACGGCAAGAUCAACAAGCAGCGCAUCGCUUUGACCGACAACGCCAUCAUCGAGGAGAACCUCGGCAAGUACGGCAUUGUCUGCAUCGAGGAUCUCGUCCACGAGAUCUACUCGGUCGGCCCCAACUUCAAGCAGGUUGCCAACUUCCUGUGGCCCUUCAAGCUGUCCAACCCCACUGGCGGCUUCCGCGCCCGCAAGUUCAAGCACUACAUUGAGGGCGGUGACCUUGGCAACCGUGAGGACGCCAUCAACGGCCUCAUCCGCCAGAUGAACUAA